This is a messenger RNA of Angiostrongylus costaricensis, 1098 nucleotides long. The record is from the annotation of a GenBank genome assembly. NCBI's taxonomy places the organism in Eukaryota, Metazoa, Nematoda, Chromadorea, Rhabditida, Metastrongylidae.
AUGACCCGUCUAGAUAACAUUACCGGUUUCGUCCAUCCAAAAUACGCAAAGAUCGAGAAGAUUUUCAAAGUCGAGAUUCAAGAGUCAUUUAGAAAAAACUUCCACGAUGGAUGGGAGCGAGAAGGGGCCGCGAUUGCUGUGUAUCACAAGGGCGAGCUGAUAGUGGAUCUACAGGGUGGUUACGCAGACAAGUCGUCGGGAAGGAAAUGGACACCGGAGACAAGAACCGUUGUGUUCAGCGCAACAAAGGCAGGACUCGCAGCUUUGGACGAGCCGAUUUCGCGUGAAGAUGCAAAGAAUUUCGAAAAAAUGGCGUACAUCAUUGCAAAGCAGAAACCGAACUGGGAACCGGGCACGAAAAGCGGGUACCAUGCAGUAACAUAUGGAUGGAUUGUGGAUCAAAUCGUCCGCAGGGUGGAUCCGCGAAGAAGAUCCGUUGGACAGUUUUUUAGAGAAGAAGUAGCCAUUAAAUACGGAAUCGAUUUCCACAUUGGUCUUCCUAGUUCCGAAGAGCAUACCGUUUCACGCCUUUCACUGCCAUCCACUGCGCAUGUUCUCAAGGAGAUCAUUCACGAUCCAAGAGUGUUGUUCGUGCUCGGUGUAAUUCAUCUUCGUUCUCCUACGUCGAUUGCGAGGAAGGUUAAGAAGAAUACACAGUGGCUCAAGCUAGAUCAGAAUUUGAACACCUUUAACGAUCCUGAACUACACACCAUGGAACAGGUUGCAGCGCUCGGUAUCACAAAGGCACGAGACUUGGCUCGACUCUUCUCACUAAUGCUUAGCGGAGAACUGUUCAGUAAGCAACUGCUGGAGCGAUUCAAGACACCACUGAUUACAUCUGAAAUCGAUGAGAUAGUUAUUGCACCGUUGCCCAAAGGAUAUGGUUUUCUUUACGAACGACAUCCAACGGCUGGAAAAUGCUGGCUUGUUGGUCAUCCAGGAUUUGGUGGAAGCACGGUCAUGAUGGACAUGGAAGACGAGGUAGUUAUCGCCUAUGUCACCAACGGCUUAAAGACGGGAAUGGGAGAGCUGACACGAACGUAUCGUCACUUACGAAACGCCGUUUUCGAAUGUCUGAAUAGGAAAGAAGUACCAUGA